Messenger RNA from Cotesia congregata, 1581 nucleotides. Lineage: Eukaryota; Metazoa; Arthropoda; Insecta; Hymenoptera; Braconidae. The record is from the annotation of a GenBank genome assembly.
AUGUCUAAAGAAGAAAAUUCAAGAAUGACAAGUAGAAGAAUUUCACCGUGGUGCAUUAAAACUUUAAUCGUGGUGUUUAGUAUAGUUGCAAUAGUCAUUGGCGGACCUCCACCUUCACGUGACGAUGAACUCGAAGACUACUGCUCAGCGCACAAGUUCGAUAAAUUGCCGGGUGGUCUCAGAUUCACUAAAGAAGUUGUUACCACCGAGUAUGCUAAUAUAGGAGCAUUUAAAGCAAUACACUGUUGUUUACGUGGUUACAGGAGCAUUGAAUGGUAUAAAGAUGAUCGACCGUACCCUUGGCCAGGGGCAUUCAGUCAUUUUAUUUUGUUCCCCGAGAGUGCCAAUCAAACAAUUUACACACGUGCUGCUAGAAUUUCUGAUGCUGGAAUUUACUCAUGCAGAGCCAGAAAUGACACCGAUACUUUAUCUAGUGAUAUCACUUUAGGAAUUGUUGGAGAAGACUCAAGUGGUUACACGGGAAAGCCAUUACCGACGUAUAAACCAAUAUCUCAGUUAGUACCUCUCGGAGAUGCGGCUCGACUCUUUUGCGAAGCUUACUUAGGCAAAGUUGAUUUACCAGAUGCUAAAAAUUCAGUUACUUGGGCAAAGUCUGGCAGCAAUAUUACUUUUUUAAGUAGCGGAAGAAUAUCCAAGCAUCGUGUAUCGAGAGAAGACGAUCAAAUUGUUGGGGCUUACUUGGAAAUUGAAUCAACGAUAGCAGAGGAUUAUGGCGAAUAUGAAUGCCGAAUCAGCAACGGCGCGGAUGAGGAGAUGACGCUAUCAGCUUACAUUUAUCGUCGAGAACCUCAUUUUGACGUUGGUGCUCGCUCCGGCUCCUGGAGAAAAGCUCUGCUAUUCGCUGUUCUUGGUCUCGUAUUAUUUGUCUCAAUUGGAGCAUUUUUCAUUCGGUGCUGGCUACCAAUGGCUGUCUUUUGUCGCAAUGAAUUUCAGUACAAUGAAGAGAACGAUGGUACGGAAUUCGAUGCAUUAGUGUGUUAUCACGAAAAAGACGCAGCACUCGCGGUCAACACAUUAAUACCCACUUUAAAGACAAAACACCAUUACAAAUGUACAACACUUGAAUUAACCCACAUAACUCGGAAUUUGGAAAUCGGAGCAAAUGCAUCGUCUUCUCGCAGAGUAAUCGUAAUAUUAAGUCCAAAUGCUCUUCAAAAUGAAUGGACAGACACAACUGUAACUCAAGCACUGAAACAGCUGUCUCUAAUAUCAAACCAAGUUAUAGUAAUUAUUUUAAAUGAACUAUCCAACGUCGCGACUUUUGCAAAGUCUACUGGACACUGUAUUGAUGCCGCUUGUGCAGACGGAAUUGUCCUUGAUAAAAUGACUAUACUGAGAUGGAAAGUUGAUUCCGAAAACGAUACCGGCAGCUACAAAUUCUGGUGCAGACUCAGAUUGGCGUUACCUCCCGUGAGAUCUGUAUCUAAACAAUCGUCUGCAGACUUUCAAUCGCGGUGUCAAUCUGUUGCUAUGAUCGUACAAAACAAUACUAAAUCGACACCGCAAAAGACUCAAUCGCGUGAAAGCUUAGAGGUGCUCGUUAUUAUGAUACUUUUGUAA